AUGUCGUCCUCCGAUCGCAAACCUUCCAGCUCAUCCGCAAGUAGUCGUCUCUCCAACCGUCCCAUCGACCCAAUAACCCGCACCGCCCUCCGCUACUCCCUCAGCCCCCGCGAGUACGAACUCCUGCACCAAUACCUCAUCUCACGCACGCCACAACGGGUACAAAAACAGACACCGGACCCGAAACGCUACGAGAAGAUCACAAGGGCAAGUUCGGAGAACGGAGACUAUAAUGUUGCUGCCCUUCGAGCAGCUCUACGCGUAUUCGUGGGUGCUUAUGUGGGGCUCAAAGGGUGGGAAGUUGUGAUCGAGAAACUUGCUUCGAGACGAGGGGGCGGAGCGAAGAAGGUUGCUGGAGCUGUGGAGGGGAGUGUGUAUAGGCAUGCCAACGCGAGGAUCGCAUUGAGCUUCUCGACGAUUCUGUUGUUUCAUCGCUUGCUUGGUCGUUUCUUCCGACAACUGAGGACGAGUUUACUGGAAGAUGGGGCGGGACCGUUUAGGGAACGGAAUCCUGGUGUUGCGAAACUGCUUACUUCACAGUAUACGCCUGCGAUCGGUGCUUCGCUAGCUGGACUUUUCCUGGGUAUAGCACCUGCAGAUCAAUUGCGAAUGACGAUAGCUAUAUACGUCUUCACCCGCAGUCUAGAAUUCGGCUACAACGCCCUCGAGGACGGCGGCCCCUUGUGGCGUAAAGACGAGGACGGCAAGCCGCUCCGACCCUGGUGGUUCGGAAGCUGGCUCAUCAUGCCCUUCGCGUGCGGCCAACUCCUCCACGCCUUCGUCUUCGACCGCGAAUGCUUCCCCGAGAGCUACGGUCGCUUCAUCCUCCAACGCUCACCAGAAUACAUUCAACUCCGACCGAAGUCGUACCCGAAAGAUGGCAAGCCCUGGCCCGGAACGUUCGAUAUCGUGGACGGCUUGGCCGAGCUCAGCAAACUCCGCUGGCCGCCUUUCAUCUCUCCCAUUUUGUUCCCAAGUACCAAGCAGACUCUCCCUUCUGGCCCGGCGCUGGCGAAAGUGAGUCCGAUAACGGCGCCAGCGCAUCCAGGAAUAAAACACACAUCCUGCGCACUCCUCCACCCGUCAGAUCCGAGCUGCACAAGGACAUAUCUUAAAUACUGGGCUACUUCUUUUCCCACCGUCGCCCGUUUCUUCGCAUUGGUGUAUGGCGCUUUCGCCUUACUGGCAUACAAGAGCUUUCUGAAAGCUCCGGCGCCAUUUCUUAACCGCAUCUCCCGGCGCAUACUCCGGAUGUCAGUCUUCAUCACGGGCGCGAUAGGGACAAGCUGGGCGAGCGUAUGUUUCUUCUCCAAUACGCUCCCACGGAACGUUCUACCCACUCAACGCUGGUUCUUAGGAGGAUUCCUAGGCGGCCUUUUCGCUUUCGUGGCGAGGAGGGGGGAGAGAAGUAAUUUCCUGUAUAGCGCGCGAUUGUCGAUCGAUAGUCUGUACAAGGUUGGUAAGAAAAGGGGUUGGUGGAAGGGUGUUAGGCAGGGGGAUGUGUUGCUGUUUGUGGCGAGUCUGGCGCUGUUGAACGUGGUUUAUGAGAGAAGGGCGGAUGCUGUGAGGGGUGCGAUGGUUAGGAAGGCUUUAAGUAGUUUCAGGGGUGAGGGGUGGGUUGAUCGGGCUUUGGGUAAGAAGGAGGAUGGUGGUGUUGAUGCGGUUUCGAGUGGGGUUGAGGAGGGUAAGAAGGAUUUGUGA
Recurvomyces mirabilis is the source of this 1701-nucleotide messenger RNA. RefSeq lists its product as uncharacterized. Lineage: Eukaryota; Fungi; Ascomycota; Dothideomycetes; Mycosphaerellales; Teratosphaeriaceae. The transcript has a single exon. The record is from RefSeq and is a predicted model, not a curated record. Bases 1 to 1701 code for a protein of 566 amino acids.